ACUGGGGUAUCGACGCGCGCAGAGCUGGGCUCGCGUUUCUCCGCUGCCGCCGGCCUCGGUGACGAGGAAGCGGAACUGCGUCCAGCUGCCAGGCAUCUGUAGGCGGCCCGGUGCAGGGUCGAGAUCCAGGGGUGAGGGGUAGGGGCUGCUGCUCCGGCCGGGGGGCCUGAGGGCCCUCGGAGAACGGCCUGCUGUGCCUGCCGGGGGCAGAGGCCGUGGCUGGGGGAGUCUAGGGAGCAGGCUUCGCCUCUCCGGCCGAGCACGGACUGCUGCAGAAACAACGGUUGUGCGGGCACAGCUGGAACCGAAGGAUAUUGGCGUGCUGAGGCAGCUCCACGAGCUGGCGGAUUAGGGGUGCAACUUGGGGGACCUGGGGCUGCCGGAGCCAGAAGAUCAACCGGAGAACCUGGGGCGCAAAGGUUGCAGUGGGGUAUUGAUGCAUCAGCAGGUCGGAUCACCUCGGCUCCAUGGUGAGGAGAAAGAAGAGCCCCCCUGGGCCAGAGGAACAGCACAAUGGGAUGACAGUGAAGCUGGGAGACAGCAGCGGGGAGGAAGGGGUGAAAAAGCUAGGCAAGCGAGCUGGAGGAGAUGAGGAGUCCCUGGAAGAAGGGGCAGGAAGAGGAGAGGCAGCUCCAGGCAGGAGCAGCACAAAGAAAGAAGAGAAGAUUAUUAACAACAACACUAAUAACCCCUCAUCCAGCCCCAAUAUCCCCCAAGCCCCAUCUUCUCUCCAGCCCUCCCACAGCCAGGACCAACAUCAUUUUCUCAGGUCCAGUGUCAGACCUCAGAGCAAGAGGUUAAGGAAGGAUUCUCAGGCAUCCUGCUCAGUUGGCAAUAGCAGCAGCACUACUGCAAAAGGAAAAGGGACAGAUAAUGGAGGGACCUCAUCUGGUAGCACAUCAGGAAUUCCUCCCAGCGCUCCUGCUGGGAGUUCUAAGACUGCCGCAAGGAACCUGGGGACCUCAAGUGGAGAGAAGGAGGAAGGAAAGAAAGUCAGACGUCAGUGGGAAUCAUGGAGCACAGAGGAUAAGAAUACCUUCUUCGAGGGACUUUAUGAGCACGGGAAGGACUUUGAAGCUAUUCAGAACAACAUUGCUCUAAAGUACAAGAAGAAAGGCAAACCAGCAAGCAUGGUGAAGAACAAAGAGCAGGUCCGGCACUUCUACUACCGCACCUGGCACAAGAUCUCUAAAUAUAUUGAUUUUGAUAAUGUGUUUUCUCAAGGGCUGAAAAAAUCCUCCUUGGAGCUUUAUGGCUUAGUCUGUUAUGGGGAACUAAGGAAGAAGAUUGGGGGCUGUAUGGAUGAUAAAAAUGCAACAAAACUUAAUGAGCUCAUUCAAAUUGGGGCCACGACUGUUCGCUACAAAGGGAGAAACCUUCGGAUCAAAGCUCCAAUGUGCAGGGCACUGAAGAAACUUUGUGACCCAGAUGGCAUUAGUGAUGAGGAGGAUCAGAAGCCAGUACGUCUUCCUCUGAGGGUCCCUGUGGAGUUACAGCCACGAAAUAAUCAUGCAUGGGCUCGGGUGCAGAACCUUGCCCAGAACCCACGGCUCAGAAUGAUAGUGGAGUUACAUCGGAAGGUCUCCAGCCUCAUUGAGUUCCUGAAACAGAAGUGGGCUCUCCAGGAAAUGCGCAUUCGUCAAACACUAGAGGAACGGCAGCUUCAAGACUCCAGAGAUUCAGAAGCAAGAGGCAACCUCUCAGAGGAGAAAGUGAUGCUUCAUCUCUUCCCAGGAGAGAACUGUACUCUCACCCCUCUCCCUGAGGUGGCCAGAGUAGUCCACUCCAAGGCUUUCUGCACAGUGCAUUGGCAGGAAACUGGCAAAUGCAAACAGAACACAAAGGACUCUCACUUAUUGCCUCCUGCCCAAAUCUUGGGAAUACAGAGUGGUCAGGGGACAGCCAGAGGGCAGCUGAAGUACCCUCGGGGAUCAGAGGGUAAGAGUGGCGGAAGGACAGAGAGCACUAUAGAGCCAGGCAGAACCUCUCAGCCCAUAGCGGAAGUCUCUGCAAGCCCUGGAGAUGUCUCCCCAGAGAGUGGCCUGACAGAAGGACCCCCUGAUCUCAGCAUCACACAAACUCUCGAAAAAUCACCUUCUGGACUUCAGGAUCCUGGAGGGAGUCUGGAGAAGCCAAUCCUCGUGGCUUUCUGCACUGAGGGCGAGGAGGCCCUGGCCAGUGACCAAGCAACCAAGCUGCCAUCAUGCAACACAGCUUGUGUUUGCAGCAAGAUCCCUGACCUGGAGGAACUCUCUCUGCUCGAUCCAUUCCCUCGGUAUAUGAAGUCCUGUCAUGAUUUGAUUGUCCCAGAGAAAUGUUUUUGCACAGACAAACUGCAAGGGAAAGAUCCUGGUCCCUCAGCUGGGAAUCUCUCUCCUGUGGCUCUUCCAGCUGAGAGUACAGAGGCAGCUGAUCCCUGUUCUGCACAGAUGGCAAGAGUUGGGAUAGCAUCGCCUGGCAGUGGCCUAUCCAGAUCUGAAACUCAAGCUAGCCACAGCCAGGGACCACAGCCUGAUGCUUUUACUAAGGGUUUGCAAGAUGCAGUAGUGGAGGAGACUCAAGAGAAGCUGAGCUCUUCAUUUCUGCAUUCAACUCAGGGACAACCUUCUGCAAAGCCUCUCAAGGAUGACCCCAGCCGACUUGCUCAACAGAUCAGAGAGGAGGGAUGGAGUCUACGAAACUCUGAGAGCCUUACAUUGGCUGAGGUUUACCUCAUGAUGGGCAAGCCAAACAAGCUGCAGCUGGAAUAUGACUGGCUAGCUGUGUUAGGGCCAGAAACCCAGGAUUCCAGGGAGGAAACAUCCGAACCCAGUGCUGUCCCCACAUCUUCCAUCUUUCACAAGCAAAGACUCCUCAACUGCCUCUUAAAACUCAUCUCCACCGAAGUCAACCCCAAACCAACCCCUGAGAUGAACUCUGUUGCCACAUCCCCUAUAAAACCUACUCAAGAAGAGCAAUCUCUGACUCCUCCUGGGAAGGUGAUUGCCAUCAGCACCAGGAGUCCAGGCUGUGCACGAAACCAAUCUGCUCUUCGUAACAAGACCUUUUCUCCCAGUGUUAGUUCCAGCUCCUCAGGUUUGAGGAACCCCCCUAGACCUCUCUUGGCAGCUGAUCCCUCAAGUUCUGGAGGAGCUGAUGCAGACGGUGGCCUCUUUGCAGUUCCCACGACUCUGCCACCCAAUAGCCGACAUGGAAAGCUGUUCUUGCCUAGCAAGGAAGCAGAACUGACCUUCCGACAGCACUUGGACACGAUUAGUAUGCAGUCAGACUACUUCUUGCCAAAACCAAGGAGAUUGCGGAACAGGCACCUGCGGAAGCCAUUGGUGGUACAGAGAACACUGCUCCCUAGGCCAUCGGGAAAUCCGUCCCAGCAUGUCUGCUCCUUCUCCAUUUUAUCCAACUCUUCCAUAACAGGGAGAGGUUCAUUUCGGCCAAUCCAGUCUUCACUGACUAAAGCUGCAGUUUCUCGACCCAUUGUGCCCAAGGUUCUUCCAACACAAGCUACCAAUCACCUGUCCAGUGCUAUAGACUUGGCAGCUAAAAGUGCUGGUAUUAUCCCUGGCAGCCCCUUGCCUGUCCUGGAUUCUGAGGGCUUGUCAGGUGUGUCUCCGCUGUCACCAGACAGUGUGACUGCAGUGGUCACGGGGCAGGAGUUGGCCAAGGCAGAUCAGAACGGAGGCUCCAUCGGCACAGUAGGGGGUUCAAACAGUAGGUGUCGGGUUCCUUUCAUUAACCUACCCACGCAGCAAGAGCAGGAGACAGUCCCUGGUGGAUUCCAGGACACAUCAGUCCUUUCUCUGUCAGAACUGUCCAAGACCCCUCUCCAGAAUGGUCUCUCCACUCCUCCGCUUCCUCCAUCACAAACCUCCAGUACCCAUCUGUGUCCUCCCAAUGUCUCUGCUCUGCUGGAUAUCUCUCUUCCUGGACCACCUGAAGAUGUGCUUUCUCAGGGAGAACCUGCCACUCAAAUAAGCGACUCUAUCAUCGAAAUUGCUAUCAGCUCUGGUCAAUACAAUGAAGGUGUUUCCCUCUCCCCUGCAAAACUGAAUGGCAGUGACAGCUCCAAAAGUCUUCCAUCCCCCUCCAGCAGUCCUCCAGAAUGGAUUGCUUCUCCGAGCCAUGAUCCACAGUGGUACCCCAACGACUCUACUGAUUCAUCUCUCAGCAGCCUAUUUUCAAGUUUCAUCUCUCCCGAGAAGGGCCGGAAAAUGUUGCCGACUCCUGUUGGAACUGCCAGUGGCACCUCCUUAUUGGGACCCAGCCUGCUGGAUGGAAACUCACGGGACUCUUUUGUGUCUCGAUCUCUGGCAGAUGUAGCAGAGGUGGUGGAUUCCCAACUGGCUUGCAUGAUGAAUGAGAACAGCAUCGAUUACAUAUCUCGUUUCAAUGAUCUGGCCCAGGAACUGUCAAUACCUGAGCCAACCCGUAGGGAAAUCCUCUUUGAUGGAGGAGGAGGCGGCCCCCCCAUUGGAGACCUCUCACAGUGAGCAUAAGAGAUGAGUACGCUGGUGGAGACUGUUCAGCUUAGUAGAAUUUAUUGUACUGGAUCUGAGAGGCAAGUUGAGGAUAUGCAAUUGAUGUCCAAAUGCCGUCGACCAGUGCACGCCUUUCUAGAAGAGCAGCAUUGUCUUUAGAGGUCUGAAGAAGUAUCUGCAAGUCCUAGAAUGUGCAAUACGCUGGGGAAAAUGUAACAUGAAACAUUACAGGGAGUGAUGUGUCUGCAUCAGUGAUAUAAGAUGGUGAAUAAAGGAGUUUGAGGUGGUCCUGGAUUUGUACUUUUGGCGUGGCCUAGGCAAGAAGCUUGGACAAGAGUAUGGCUAGAAACUUCUUCAACUUGAAUCUUUUUCUGCAUGGUGAUCGACAUACCAUGAUUUGGGAUCCACAUUGAAAUUGAGGGGUGGGGGGACAGGGAAAUCCCUUUUUCUACUCACAUCUUGAAACGUACUGUUUGGCACAAUUGUCGAAUCAGUCAAACUGAAGUUUCUUGCACUCUCCUGAAAGGCACCAUUACUCUGUGAUGCUUGUGCUGCAACUUAAAAAACAUUCUGUUUCUUUGGCUACGCCUUGUUUGUUGAAUAUUCCAGUGGGGCAGAUGCCUGCAUUCUUUUGUCGAGCAUGUAGUCUCCCCUAAAUAUUGGGGGGAUCUCUGCAGAUUUUUCUUGUUUUUUUUUUUUAAAUCCUACCCUACAUCACAGCCACCAUCCUUCUGACUGAAUCUGUUUGAUCCUUUUAGCAAGCUGACACAGGAUUCUUUGUCGCAUUGGACAAUGCAGUGGGUCACCCCCUCCAGUGGGGUCUGUUUUCCCUGGAAGAUGGUUACUUUCCAGGAGAGGAAGCACUGCAGAAAGGGGUCUUCCUGGAAUCACCCUUAAAGCUUUGUCUUCAUAGGUUUUUGUUUUUGUAAAGAAACCUGUAUAUCACCAUCUUUCUCCACAUAAACGCCAGAUCCAGCAUCUCAUUGGGGAUUCUUAUCGGAGAGGAGAUAGGAAAGAAUAAUGUUCAUAUAAAGAUAUAAAUAAUAUUUUUUAACUAAGUUAGAUUUCAACAAUCUUAUAUCUUUCAAAUGAGGAGGCGAAGUGUCAAUCUCAUCUUAAUCUGACCUCUCCACCCUGUCGUGGCCUACCUGGAUGCUCUGUGGUCCCUCAGAGCAUCAUUUUUCACUGUAGUCCCUCCCUGGCACUAAUGGGUCCAGAAGUUCCCAGCUGUUAUGCAUUUCUGUGAUAUAGUGUUUUAAUGCCUGAAAGACCCAAGUCCUGAUAUCAGCAGGUCCAAAGGAGUUCUAGUAACGUUACUUUACAAAUGAUUUUCCUUUUGCUUCUAACAGCUCAGGAUACAUCCUAUUUCUUUUCCCAUCACUCUUGAAAAGAAUACUUUUACUGUGCCUGUUUUUAAAGCAUUUAUCUGCAGCCUCCAGUAAAAGGAUUCCCCUUGACUAUUUGAGGUAGCUCUGAAGCUCUCCAAGGAGCUCUUCCUGUAUAAACCUCAAACUUUUAUAUACAUAGCUGUUCGCUAAUUAAUCAAACAUAAACCCCUCUAUCCUUAAGGCCAAUACCAGGGCUUCAUUUUCUCAACUUGCGCUAUGCUCGGGAUGUAGUUCUACCUACUCCUACAAAGCAUUUGACUGGGAGUCUUAUUAAAAUGUUGACCACAAAGCACUGAUUGGGCAUACGAUGUUCCCUGUCACUUUACCUCCACCUAGUUAGACAUUUUUGAUAUUGGUUGACAUAGCCUUUGCAUUGUGCUUCUCUAGCUUUGAGAGAAUGUAACCAGUUUUCUGAUGUUCAUACUCUGACCCAGAACAGGUUUAUUUACCUCCUUCUCUAAUGGGCGGAAAGACUUGGAGGCCACUCCUUUGAUUCAUGCUGUAGGAUGCCUUGUGACUGGUUGCUUCGUUCUUCUCUUGUAUGUUGGAACCACCUGCCCAGUUAGACACAGCAUUCAUACAAUUGGGUAUUUCCAGCAGGGACUCAGACCUGCCUCACUAGCAAGCAGUGGGUCAGCACAUUAAGGGGGGUGCAGAUUUCAUACUAAUAAGCUAACUCCCUGCUUUGGCUAUAGGUCACCUGGGUUCUUUCCUCUCAGAACAUGCGGUCUAAAAUCCUAUCACAGUUUGCAGGGUCUCACACAGUCCUAGAACACAAACACAUUUAAGGUUGCCAGCCAGAUCUACACUUAGUCAUGUAUAUUUGUUUCUGAAGGGUUCAGACUUGGUAGAAACCAGGAUUUCCAUUAAUCCCAAGAAUCCCACUGUCUGAAUCUUUCCAGUGAUUGUUGUAGUUCAGAUGUCUUUCAGUCCAGUCUUUUUCUCAAAGCACUAGUUCCAGGUUUUGGCUACCCACAUUUAGUAAUGCUGUCUACAUUCUCCAGAAAUACUUCUGCUAACUAACAGAGGCUUCCAAGCAUAGAUGUGCCUGUGGAUUAUUGAAACAUGACAUUUAGCACAUGUAGAAGGAGAAGUGACAAGUUCUAGUCAAGUGCAACAAAUCUGAACCUUCAGUUGGUUUUUAGGUCUUACAUUUUGAGAAAUUAGUCUUAUGCUGGCAAGUACAUUUAGUUACUUCAACCUUCCCCUGUCCUCCCCAAAAGAGAUAUUGAUAAUAGGAUGGAUGUCACAUUGCUCUUGUGAGGCAUUCUUCCCCGCAAGGGGUCUAGAUUAUGCCAGCUCUGUUGCAAGUGAAGGGUAUGACAUUUCACCAGGAUCUGCUUAUGAGUCUAUCGCCAGAAUGUAGGGAGCUGUCUACAGCCCAUAUGCCUUGCCACAGGAAAAAAAUUGUUACAGGAUGAAUCUCUAUGUAGUGGAUAUUUGUAAUGGCCCAUGGGGCCAGCAGAUUUUAAUGUCCUGGAAUUCUCAAGGCAGAACAGGAGCACUAGGUGGGGAGGCAAAUAUGAAGAAUAGGGCAGAACCAACUUUCAGCACCCAGAAAUUCUAUGAUAAAAAUGUGCUUAGCAUCUGCUUUUUUAAAAAAAAAAUCUUCUUAUAAACACAUAUUUGAACAUUCUCUCCUCUCCCCAUGGUCUCCAUGGCCUCCUCCUUUUCUCCCCUCCUUCCUGAUAUUUGCAGUGCAUAGAGAAUACUCCCACCUGCUAUAUCUGGUCUCUGAUUCAGAAAUGUUAUGAUACUCUGCACAUUGUUUUGCUUGGCUUUUGCUGUUACAAUGCAAAGUUUCUUGUCAUCAGGGAAAAUUUUAAAACAAAAUUUUAAAUUCAGAUCAAUAGAGAACUUAGUUUUCGUGAAGUUUCUUGUAGACACACCUUGGGAGGUACCUUUCUCUAAGAAUUGGUGGAUCUCUAGCAGAUGCCCCAUCGUAUGCUGGACUUCGACAGAUUGUACCUAGGGCUGCCGUGGGGAAAGCUAACAUCUUGUUUAAAAUAGAAAAAUAAAAGUUUAUGCUAUUUCAGCUCCUCCAACAUGACUAAGUAACCAGAACAACUCUGGUAACCAUUUCAGCUUUUUCUGAACAGAUGUUCAAGUAUGUUGCUAGUCAACUGCAGGCAGGAUUGUUUCAGGGGAGUAAUGCUUACUCUGUUAUUUUCGUAUCUUCAUGAGGCACUUUGAGGAGGCUUGGAGGGGAGAAUAGACAUUGACAUCCUGGCCUCUACUUCUGAUGUAAGUUUCUGUAAAGCUUGUGCUCUGACUUAAAGUUUAGAUUUUUUUUUUCUUUAACCUCAGUUGUUUGACUGGCAAGCCUGUGAGUGUACAUGGAAUGAUGUAACUGGUUUCUUUGUAUUCCCCUAAAGUGGGAUGUUGAAAACAUGAAACUUGUCAUUGUAGUUUGGGUAUAAAACAAUAUUACCUCCUAAAGAAUACAUCUGCCUUUUUCUGCACGUGUGCGCUUAGUGAUGGGCCAGUUACCAGGGUAUCAGAUUCUGCUCAGCCAAACAACUUAUUUUGUCUUUCAUCAGUAAAUCUACCCAGUAUAGGAAUUUUAAUUGGUUUUUAAAAUGGCAUUGUGUAACUUUUCCUUGGCACCCUUCUUAUAUUUCUAAAUUGAAGUAAAUAGCUUGGAUCCAACAUAAUUGACAAAGAAAGCUUGUCUACUGACUACCAAUCCUGCAGUGGAAAUUACUAUUGCAUUUUUUUUACACUCAAAAGACAGAUGCAUUUGUAAGGAAAGUACUGCACUUUUUAAAUCUUUUCAAACCUUUAAAUCUGCUGAGUUAACAGUGAUUUAUAAAUGUUAAAUAAGUGAAACCUUGGCAAGCACUACAGCAAUAAGUUAUCAUUAGUUACUGAAACAUGAUAACUGGCUUUAGAGCUUUUGGUUUGGCAGCAAAAUGUAUUGCUGUUUCUUUUAAUAACAGUUAAGCCAUAUCAUCUACGGUUUUUGGCUUGUUUGAGAUGUGAAUUUGUUUUAUAGAUUAUAAAUAUACAUAUAUAGUGUAUGUAUAAAGCAGAAUGCCUGUCCUUACUGAUUUUUUGUACCAUAUUGUAAAUUAUAUUAUUUAUUCUUUACCAAUUUUGGAAAAAGGUGUUUUGGUUAUUUAAUAUAAUAUACAAAAGCUGUUAAACUUCCUGUUUAAAUUUCCAGUUCAACUUGUAAAGCUGUUUUUAUUGUGCAUAAAUACAUACUAAUACUUGGUCUAA
Gopherus evgoodei (Goodes thornscrub tortoise) is the source of this 9085-nucleotide messenger RNA. It is a transcript of the gene CRAMP1, whose product is annotated as cramped chromatin regulator homolog 1. Gene Ontology annotation, cellular component: nucleus. Gene Ontology annotation, molecular function: chromatin binding. Gene Ontology annotation, biological process: pattern specification process. Lineage: Eukaryota; Metazoa; Chordata; Testudines; Testudinidae. The record is from RefSeq and is a predicted model, not a curated record.